This is a messenger RNA of Sparassis crispa, 1530 nucleotides long. Its product is annotated as Multifunctional cytochrome P450 monooxygenase af510. The coding region runs from base 1 to 1530 and encodes 509 amino acids. The record is from RefSeq and is a predicted model, not a curated record. Gene Ontology annotation, molecular function: heme binding; monooxygenase activity; oxidoreductase activity, acting on paired donors, with incorporation or reduction of molecular oxygen. The transcript has 12 exons. NCBI's taxonomy places the organism in Eukaryota, Fungi, Basidiomycota, Agaricomycetes, Polyporales, Sparassidaceae.
AUGUAUCACUCUUUGGCCUCUGCUCUCCUCAUCUUGUACUUGGUUGCCACCUUCUUUGUCUUGAUCAAGUUCGCUCUUCACCGUCGUCUACGUCGUCCCCUACCUCCUGGCCCUUUGGGGCUUCCCAUCAUCGGCAAUGUAUUACAGAUUCCACAAAAUGUAUCUAUGUGGCUGACCUUCGCUUACUGGGGAAGACGAUAUGGCGACAUCGUACAUCUUUCGAUGUUGGGUCGGUCGACCAUUCUGCUCAGCUCGCCGACCGCUAUACACGAGCUACUUAAGAACCGGAGCGCCAUAUACUCUGAUCGACCACAUACUAUCAUGGCCUGCGAGUUGGUGGGCUGGCAAGAAUUCCUCCCCUUGAGUCCAUAUGGCGAGCGCUCUCGCCAGUUCCGCAAAGUUAUGUCGAGCGUCAUGGGCCCACGAAACGCGGAGAAGCUGCAUAGUAUGCAGGAGCAGAACGCACACCGCUUCGCCUCUAGGCUGCAAGAAUCUCCCGCGAAAGUCCGGUCACAUAUACGAUGGCUGAUAGCGAACACCGCUAUCAAAGUCAUCACUGGGUUCGACGUUGAGACCCUCGACGACCCCCUCGUGCAGUUGGCUGACAAGGCCGUUUUUGAGUUCGGGCUGGCCACAACGCCCGGCGCCCAUCUCGUCGACAUGAUACCCAUCUUGAAAUAUAUGCCCUCCUGGUUUCCCGGGGCCGGUUUUAAGGCUCAAGCCAAAGCGUGGCGUGAAACCGUGAACCACGUACGGGACGAUGCGUACGGACUUGUUAAGGAACAUGUGGCUCAAGAUUCCGCUGCACCAUCGCUGCUCACAAGUCUGUUGCAGAAUAACGUCCAUCCGGACCCGCAACUCGAAAGCAUCUACAGACAUAUAUCAGGGACAGCAUAUACAGCCGCCGUUGAUACAACUGUCGCCGGGAUCGAAUGGUUUUUCCUCGCCAUGACGUUGCAUCCCGAUGUGCAGCGGAAAGCACAAGCAGAGGUCGACGGCGUCAUAGAAACAGGGCGCUUACCAAGCUUUUCCGACCGUCCCAAGCUGCCCUACGUGGAGGCGCUGAUCAAGGAGGUAUACCGAUGGAACCCAGUAGCUCCUCUUGGACUGCCGCAUCGUCUGACGAGAGACGAUGUUUACGAGGGAUAUCACAUUCCGGCAGGCUCCACCGUCAUUGCAAAUAUCUGGGCGGUCUUCCACGACCCAGUAUUGUAUUCUGAGCCCUCCGACUUCAAUCCUGACCGGUUCUUCAACAGGAAGAGCAACUUUCUGAAUCCGGAUCCUCGGUCAUUCGCAUUCGGUUUCGGCAGGCGGCUAUGCCCCGGUAUGCACCUCGCCGACGACAUGUUAUUCAUCACGGUCGUCACGACGCUCGCGGCGUUCAACAUCGAGAAAGCCGUCGACAGAGAUGGCAGGCCCAUCACUCCUGUCGUCCACUGCGAGAAUGGAGUCGUUAGCGCUCCGGGUCCUUUCGAGUGCCGUGUUACCCCUCGCUCGGCGGAAAUGAUGAACCUUCGCGAAGAUGCAUGA